UGCUAGGCAACGAUAUCCUCUCUCUUGCCCGCAGAGGACUGUUGCUAGGCAACUCCAUCCUGCGAUCUUGGAGGUUGAAGGCUUUGGAGUUUGCUUCUGGACAGACCUCCAGGGGGCUCCCUCCUCUGCUGUCGCGAGUACCUCUGACUUCCUUAUGCACACAAGCUUCACUCUCAUCCCGAUUCGGGUCUCCCUCCUCACUCUGAUGGCCAGGAAUAAAGGUGUCCAAAUUUCUGAAACUCCAGGUUAGCUCUAAUCCCCAUUCCCCUCUGACUGCACCCAAAAGGAAAGAAGAUGAUAUUACAAGCCUGGGUGCCCAAGAGGAUGAUAAUUCAAUUGAUUGAAGAAGUAAAAAACAAAAUUACAGAUGAUAUAACGUAAGAUUGAGAAGAAAUAGAAAUACUAAUUGGGAGACAGGUUUUUCAAGAAAUGUAGAGAAAAGAGAUUAGAGACCCAAAAAACUCACUUUAUCCUUCCAUUCCUGCUAAGGGAUGCUAAGAAAGUAGGAUCCUUCUAUGCUAGAUCUCUUCUGCCCUUUGUAGCUAAACUCCUCCAAAAGGCCAUCUGCAACUGGAACCUCCAUUUUCUCUCCCCUUUCUUCUUAACCUCUGUACAAUUUGGCUUCCACAUCUUGAAUGUCCAGUAGCAACUUAAACUCAAUACAUGAAAUUCAUCUUUUCCCCCUAAAACUUCAUCAUUCCUACCUACCCUAUUACUACAGAAGAGGCUAUCUUCCCAGUGACUCAGGCUCACAAGCCAGGACUCAUCUUGGACUCCUCUAUUAUGCCACCCACCCCAAGCUGUUGCCAAGGCUCAUUUCUCAAAUACAUUCUCUUUUCUCUUCCCCACCCCCUACCCCCCAACCCCCAGUGUAGGGUUCUUUGUCUUUAGGGGAAGAGAGUUCUGUGAAACGGGUAGGUCUUGGGUCCAAAACCAGGGAUCACUGGAUCCAUUCCCAGAACACAGGAACUGGAGUGUCAAAAAAGGGACAACUGGAACCUGAAUCAUACAGCUUCUAGGAAAGAAAUCUGAGUGGAUUCUAGGCCUCAAUCUCAACCCAAAAGAGAAAGGGUUCUUGCUUCCUGAUCCCAUGGUAGUCAGAUGUCAUUGUCAAAUCAGAAAAUCACACAUUAGACUUGAUUUUAGCAAUGAAAUUCUAUUCAAGAGGCAUUGCUAUCUAUUUUGCAAAUGCACCCCCAAGGACUACUAAGGGUCUUUCUGUUGGGAUGGAAACCCUCCCUAUAUUUUCUCCCCCAUUAGCCCCUGAGCUUCUUGACAGCAGAACCAGUCUUAAUUUGGGUAUUUGUUUCCCCAGUACACAGAGCUUAAUGAACGCUUUUUUAUUCAUUUGGUCAGUCAUAAGUUUAAAUUCCAGUGGGUACAAAUUGGAUGAAGGCAGAUGGCAUCACAAAGAAGCCCAGAUUGACUUUACACUAGGAAUUCUGGGCUGGUUUAAUAGCAGAAAAUGAUUCAACUUAACCAUAUCAACGGCCAUCAACGCAAAAUGUGUGACAUCAAAACAGCCAGUUUAGUUCUGACCAAGUGCCUGGCUUCAUGGGUUGUAUUGGGCGGUGAUGAAGCCACCAGCCCCGAGAAAGUGAGAGUGGUUGCCAGGCAAGCCAAUUAGCUUCGGCCAUCUUCGAACUGGGCCUUGGGAUGGUGAAAGCGAGAAUUGGCUUGUGGCCAGUAGGUCAAGGAGGCGAGAAGCACCUGCGAAACACCGGUCGCCUGGGGAGAGAGCUCAGCUCUCCGCAGAGCAACUGACUCCGGUAUAUGUUUCGGCUGGGCGAGUCCAGACCACCGCCGCCGCCACCUUUGAUAGAGGCGCGCGCACUUCCUGAAGUGGAAGCGCUGGCAGAGCAAAGAGAGCAUCAGUCCCGAGAUCCGUUCUCGCAACCCCAGUUAAGGGGCUGCCGCCAUCUUUGAUGUGGGAGUAAACACUUCUGACAACGGAAGCGGAGAGGGAUAGAGUCCGGAUGCCGCCAUCUUUGAUUCGGGCGCACGCACUUCCGGCCGGCUGGAAGAAGAGGGACCGCUUCCCGAUCACAGUGGAUGUCGUCGUCCUUGUGUGCCGAAGCGCGGGGUUGAUCCCUGCGUGAUCCGUGCGCCGCCCCGCAGGGCCGGCAUGGCGGAGGAGAGCACCGAGGGUGCCGUGCACCUGCUCUGCCUCACCACCUCGAGUGGAGUACCCCUGUUCUGCAGGAGCAGCCGCGGGGGCGCCCCCUCUCGUCAGCAGCUACCCUUCUCCAUCAUCGGCUCCCUCAAUGGCGUGCACAUGUUCGGCGCGAACAUGGACGUGACGCUGCGCUCGGCACGCACCAAGGACACAGCGGUGGUGUGGAAGACUUUCCAUGAUAGCAUCAGCCUCAUCGUCCUGUCUUCGGAGCAGGGGUCCCCAGAGCUCAGGCUGGAGCGGCUGCUGGAGCUGGUGUUUGGGGCCAUGGUCCUGCUGGUUGGACUGGAAGAGCUGACCCAAAUCCGCAACGUGGAGAGACUGAAGAAGGACCUGAGGGCCACCUACGGCCUCAUUGACAGCCUCCUGCUGGACUCGGAGCUCAUGGGGGACCUGACCCAGUGUGUGGACUGCAUCGCCCCUCCGGAUGGGCCCCUGCUGCAGGAAGCCCUGGCGGGCAUUGCCGAGGAGAUGGGCAGUGUUUUUGCCAGUCUGGUGGCCAGGGGCCGGGUAGUAGCGGCUACCCAGGGCUGGUGGCGCCUUGGGGCACCGGAGUCGGUGCUGCUGCCCUGGCUGGUGGGCACCCUCCCGGUCCAGGCAGCCCGUGACUACCCUGUCUAUCUGCCCCACGGGAGCCCUACGGUGCCUCACCGGCUCCUGACACUCAUGCUGCUGCCAGGCCUGGACCUCUGUAUGCUGUGUGGCCCUCAGCCCCCUCUGAGCCAGGUGGAGCCUCAGGUCCUGGAGCGCUGGUGGCAGCCGGUGCUGGAGCCACUCAGAGCCUGCCUGGCCCUGGUACCCAGGGGGCUUCCUGCAGGCUUCCCUGUGCACCCUGACAUUCUGGGCAGACUCCUCCUCCUGCACCUGGAGCAGAGACGUGGCCUCUUCACUGUGGAACUCGGUGGGGUGGAAGGCCCUUCUCCCAGGAGCCGGCGGCGCCUCCUGCGUUCCUUCUACGUGCUGGUCACUAGCAGCUACUUCCCCCCAGAGGCAGGAUCACUGGAGGAGAAGGCCGAGGAGCAGGGAGGUCCUGCAGAGGUUGCCAGAGCCUGCUAUGUGGUGUCCGAGGCGGCCGAGGGCCCGGGGGGCCGGGGCAACCCCGGGGCUGGGCUCCGGCUGGUGGCUGUGCAGGCGGGGCCCCGACGGCUCCUGCUGCUGGUGAGUCCCCGGAGCCCAGCCCACGGCCUACGGGGCCUGGCCACCCGGACCCUGCACGCCCUCACCCCAAUCCUCUAGACCCCAAUAAAACGCCCACGGCCCGGCA
Monodelphis domestica (gray short-tailed opossum) is the source of this 3437-nucleotide messenger RNA. It is a transcript of the gene FUZ, whose product is annotated as fuzzy planar cell polarity protein. The record is from RefSeq and is a predicted model, not a curated record. Gene Ontology annotation, biological process: non-motile cilium assembly; vesicle-mediated transport. NCBI's taxonomy places the organism in Eukaryota, Metazoa, Chordata, Mammalia, Didelphimorphia, Didelphidae.